CACACUGGAGAGCAAUACAAACAAAUAUGGCGGAACCAGCGUUGGAGUCAUGGAUAAGGAUGGACUUUCCAACAUUAUUGAAUGAAAUUCUCGCCGAGAAGUUCAGGGAAAACCAUUUAGCUGUUUUACAAUCGCUGACAAAUGCGUUACGAAUUCAGGAUUACAGAGACCGCAGUGAGGAUGAAGCCUUCAGGAGCCUAAUGAAGAUCCUGUCAAAGCUAUCAGAGGAGAUCCAGGCUGCAGGUGGAGAGGUUGAAGAGCUGAUCCUGCAGUUGACUGCAGCAUGCUUCAGAGCCCAGAGGAAUGGCUGUGUACAGUGUGCACGCAACCAGUCCCUAAUGAGGUCCCUUGGUGCUAUUGACCUGUCAAUCAGAAUCCUAGACAUGCUUCAGAAACUGAAGUCUGAGAACACUGACUACGUCUUUGAAGCACUUCGAUGUGGGAUACAGUUCAUUGGAAACCUUGCUGUUGAUAACCAGUUCUGCAAAGAUGACAUUUGGAGGCUCAUCUUUCCAGAUCUUCUCUUGGCCCUGCUGUGUGUGGAUGAUGAAAGGGCAGUGGGCUACUCCUCCAUGGUGCUCCACACCUGUCUGGAUGAACACAAGGUGGAGCAACUGGCUCAGCCAGGGAACAUCCACCUGGCCCUGAAGGUCAUGGAGCUGUGUAGGACUCAGUCAGAACUGGACUGGACGGUUUUGAUUGCUACCCAGCACUUCCUCAAGUCCUCAGUGCUCGUUAAGAACAUGUAUGCAGGGAUGAGCCAUCAGGAGAGCUGCAGGGUGACGUUGCUGGAGCUGAUCUCUGCUCAGUUGGGAGAGGAGGACUCUGAGGACUGUGGGAUCCCCCCCACCGUAGCUACCUACCUGGCAUCCUGCUUCCAGGAGCGCUGUGGGGCUGUGCUCACACUCGCAUCCAAAUCAGACAAUGAGGAGGCCCUGACUGUGAUCAGCCUGUUAGAUGUUCUCUGUGAGAUGACCUCUGAUCACAAACAGUUCAUGUUCCUGCAGAACCACCCUGAACUCCUCAAGUCUACAGUUGAUCUCCUGCAGCAGGUCCAUGCUCUGGGGAAGACCAGUAAGAAUGUAUUCACUGCAGCUCAGAACUUCUCCUUGGCUCAGGGAGGAGACUGCUCCUCCUCUCCCUCUGUCAGCUUCAAGGCACAUCUCAUCCGACUCAUAGGAAACCUCUGUCACGGAAACACUGCCAACCAGAACAAGGUUAGGGAACUGGAUGGUCUUCCUCUCAUUAUGGACAACUGCAGUAUUGACAGCAACAAUCCCUUCAUCAGCCAGUGGGCCAUCUUUGCCACCAGGAACAUUCUAGAACACAACCUGGAGAAUCAGGAGCUGGUGGCAGCUCUAGAACGUUGCGGGGUGGCCGAUGACUCCGCCCUGAGGGCCAUGGGUUUCAGAGUAGAGGAGAGAGAUGGUAACGUGCUGCUCAAACCCUGUUCAAAAGACCCUUAAAGGUGCCCUAAACUCUAAGGACUAUAUAGUACUGCACAACCUUUUAGUGCACUAUUGUUUUGCUCUGGUAGUGCGCUACUUUUUUAGCUCUAGCUCUUUUUAGCUCUAGCCUUGGUUAAACUGUGGGAUGGACUGGACCCAAUCUUCUGCUGGGGUUUGUUAUGGUACACAAAAUGUAUAGGAGGGGUCCUUAUUUAAAAGUAUGUUUAGUGUGGAGUAUAGAGGGGUGGUUAUUUAACACUUUGUGUUUCUUAAGUAAAGGGAAAUGAAGGGUUUCUGUGAGUUGAGUGGACUCCUGCUGGUAUCUGUGAUAUAGUGUUGGGGUUUAAUCCUCCAACAAAGAGCAGCCCUGUUUCCUGCCCUUUCACCCCACUCAGAGACUCCUGACAUCGGCAGGGGGUGGGCUCUAAUUCCAAAACCAAUCAAUUUUGCGGAAAUCAACAAAAAGCGAGAGAAUGACCGAAACAUUAAGGGACUGGAAUGUCGAUCCGACUUCAAGCUAGCUUCAGGAAUUCUCACAUUUGAUUGAAACCUCAGGCAUUUUGACUGGAGAAUGUUUCUCGUUUUCACACAAAUGAUUUCAAACCAAUUUAUUGGUGAUAACCAAACUAUACAGGGUGCCCCCUUCCAUUCUAAGGGUGUUGCUCAGGGUAUGCAUUUUGAUUGUCUUGCUACAAGCUUUGCAGUAUAUCUGCUUUUACCACCCUGUUUUGGAUUUUUGGUGAUAUCAAUGAUACAAAGGACCAUUCCUGUCCUUCAGGUACUGCAUGUUUCUUUACAACAACAAAACUUAGAUUUAGUUACAAGUAGAUACAUAUUUGUAGUUACAUAUUCCAAUCAAUAACACCAGUCGUCAACUUCCUUAUGCAUUUCAAUAACCUAACCUAUGUUAUGUGGCAGCUUUGUUUGCGGUGUGUGUGUGUACUUUGACUGGUGUGGAUCUUUAGCAGCCAGCUAGACAGAGGACAGACAGCCUGAGUGUGAUUGGCAGUGUGUAGACAGAGACCAGUGUUAGUGGCAGUGUGUAGACAGUGAGCCCUUGUGUAAGUGGUAGUAUAUGUGUUUGUAGACAGAGACCAGAUAGUGUGAGUGGCAGUGCGAGUGAAUCAGACCAGAAGUAUUGGCUUGCAGAACGACCCCCCCCCCACACACUGAAUAAGCUGACCGGUCCUGACACCUCAACAAUACAUUGCUUUAGUCACCCGGCCCACUCGCCACUCCGGCCUAUUUACUCUGUCCCUUAUUUUUUAAUGACAAAAUGUAUUGAAACAAUCGGGUUGACUUUCCCCAAUCCGCUGGGUAUAGUGAGGGGAGCUUAUGAGGUUCCGGUCCCCAGCAUUUCAGACGGAUAACAAAACACGGCCUUUGCUUCUGCUCGAGUGGCUGCCUGCAAUGCUUUUCAAACCCAGGAAAACCCAGAGAGAGCGUCAGGCUGGCUGAAUGAGGUGGCCGUCACAGCCAUCUAUUCAACAGCUUUGGGGUCAGGAGCAAACAGCUGUCCAACAGCUUUCAGGACUGAAAGGUGUCAUCUAGAUCAGCGUUUCUCAACUCAAACCUUAACUCUGUCCUCCUGUGCCUUCUGUACUGGUAUUCUUCCCAAAUUAUAUCCAUACUACUCAAGGUCUAUAUAAUGGAUGAUUGUAACUUUAACUGCUGAAUAAAAUAUUUGUGUGACAAAUGUUCUGUUUUUUCAGA
Molecule: messenger RNA, 3161 nt
Organism: Coregonus clupeaformis (lake whitefish)
Lineage: Eukaryota; Metazoa; Chordata; Actinopteri; Salmoniformes; Salmonidae
Product: ataxin-10
Exons: 11
Coding region: 27-1466 (479 amino acids)
Biological process (GO): neuron projection development
Cellular component (GO): cytosol
Source: RefSeq, a predicted model, not a curated record